This is a messenger RNA of Pelodiscus sinensis (Chinese soft-shelled turtle), 4347 nucleotides long. The record is from RefSeq and is a predicted model, not a curated record. NCBI's taxonomy places the organism in Eukaryota, Metazoa, Chordata, Testudines, Trionychidae.
CAUUGGUGCAGAGGGAACUGGGGGACCAAUGGGAAGGGGAACUACGACUCCCAGCCACGCUCGCGCCCUCAGCCGGCGGGCGGCGUGUGCGCUGCGGAGGGUAGCGCCGGCCGGGUGCUGGCGGCUCCCUGGGGGAGGGCGCGAGGUGACGUUGUCCCGGCGCCGAGGUUGGAAGCAGCGGGAGGCUUUUUUGUAGGGACUUUGGAGUGGCUCUUCUGUUCCUGAUAACUGAAAUGUACUAUGGAACAUGAUCAAGAACCUGAAGAGUGCCUUGUGCAAACCCAGAUGUACUGUGUGAAGAGACCUGUAUAUAACCAAGAAUUGUUACAAGGGCAGCUGCACAAGAAGGAAAAGACGCCUCAACCUCUUAGCCAGAAGAUAGCACACUCUUGUCGUUGUUCUUCCAAGAAAGCCAAGUCUCAUCUCUAUAGUUUUUUACCGAUUUUAAAAUGGCUUCCCCGUUAUCCAGUGAAAGCGUAUUUGUUAGGAGACAUAGUCUCUGGUAUAAGCACUGGGGUUAUGCAGCUUCCUCAAGGGUUAGCUUACGCUUUGCUGGCAGCUGUUCCCCCGGUAUUUGGCUUAUAUUCUUCAUUUUAUCCUGUUUUUCUAUAUACAUUUUUUGGGACCUCCAGACACAUAUCAAUAGGCACGUUUGCAGUGAUUAGUCUGAUGAUUGGUGGAGUUGCUGUCAGAGAAGCUCCUGAUGAAAUGUUUAAUAUUAUGGAAUCUAAUUCCACCAAUAGCACUGAUCUCCUUGAAAACUAUAAAGCCAGAGAUUCCAUGAGGGUAAAGGUAGCCGUGGCAGUCACCUUACUUUCAGGGAUCAUACAGUUGUCUUUAGGUCUCCUUCGAUUUGGUUUUGUAGCCAUCUAUCUAACGGAGCCACUGGUACGAGGGUUCACUACUGCAGCAGCAGUUCACGUCUUUACCUCCCAGUUAAAGUACUUGCUUGGAAUCAAGACAAAACGCUACAGUGGAGCCCUUUCAGUUCUAUAUAGUUUAAUUGCUGUACUUUCAAAUAUCACAAAAACCAACAUAGCAUCCUUAGUUGUUGGAUUAACAUGUAUUGUUUUGCUGCUGAGUGGCAAAGAAAUUAAUGACCGGUUUAAGAAGAAACUGCCAGCUCCUAUUCCUAUGGAAAUCAUUGUGGUAAUAAUAGCUACUGGAGUUUCAGCUGGAAUGAAUCUGUCCAGUACAUAUGAAGUGGAUGUUGUUGGGCAUAUCCCUACAGGAUUACUUGCUCCCACGGGACCUGAUAUAACUCUCAUCCCAGCAGUAUUUAUAGAUGCAUUAGCAAUAGCAAUUGUUGGCUUUUCCAUGACUAUAUCAAUGGCCAAAAUCUUUGCACUUAAACAUGGGUACACUAUUGAUGGAAAUCAGGAACUUAUUGCCUUGGGAAUAUGUAAUUCUGCAGGAUCCUUCUUCCAAACCUUUGCAGUCACUUGCUCAAUGUCUCGGAGUCUUGUUCAAGAGAGUACUGGCGGGAAAACUCAGAUUGCAGGUACGCUAUCCUCAAUCAUGGUUCUGUUAGUCAUUGUGGCUAUUGGUUACCUCUUUGAACCCCUACCACAGACUGUGUUAGCUGCUAUCGUAAUGGUGAAUCUGAAAGGAAUGUUUAAACAGUUUGGGGAUAUAACACAUUUCUGGAAAACAAGUAAGAUUGAAUUGGCCAUCUGGGUUGUUGCUUUUGUUGCCUCUGUUUUCCUGGGACUGGACUAUGGCUUGCUUACUGCUGUGGCAUUUGCAGUGAUAACCGUUAUUUACAGAACACAAAGGCCACAGUACAGAAUCCUGGGUCAAAUUCCUAACACGGAUAUUUAUUGUGAUGUGGAAGAGUAUGAAGAGGUAAAAGAAUAUCCUGGAAUAAAAAUAUUUCAGGCCAAUGCCUCCCUCUAUUUUGCCAAUAGUGAAUUGUAUGCAAAUGCGCUGAAGAAAAAGACUGGAGUUGAUCCAUGUGCUAUAUUGGCAGCAAAAAAAAAAGCCCAGAAAAGGCAUGCCAAGGAACUGAAGCAGACAAAUGAACACAGAAAGAAAACCGUUUUGAAGCUUACUAAUGACAUGGAAACAAGCGUAAAGCACGAGGUUCUAAAUGAUGAACUACCCCUAAAUGGAAAAUCUGCUGAUGCUAAUGCACAAGGCACAUCUCCUGAUGAACUAGAACACUUUAUGGAGCCCAUGACAAAUGUUCACUGUAUAAUUUUGGACUUUACACCAGUGAACUUUGUAGAUUCAGUUGGAGCAAAAAAGUUAAAAUCAGUUAUAAAAGAAUAUGAAGAAGUUGGUGUGUGUCUUUGUAUAGCUGGCUGUAGUGGCCCUGUUGUGGAUGACCUAACACGACUCAAUUUUUUUGAAAAAUCUACCAGAAACUUGCUGUUUCACACCGUUCAUGAUGCUGUUCUCUCCUGCCAGCUGAAGAUUGUGUCUGUUCCACAGACUGCCUCAGAUAUCUGUUAGUUCUUCAGAGUCACACAUGAAGAACUGAAAUCUCAUAAUUCCUGAGAAAGGGACACUCUUCCACCACUUAAUUUGCACAGUAUAAACGGAGCCUAAGACUAUUCGUGUCUACGGAUAUAGAGGCAGGGUAGUUUAUUUGCUACAGGAAUAAUGGGACAGUUUGCUGCCUUAAGGAAGAGCACAGUUCAAGUAUUAUCUGAAUCCAGGUGUAAUUUAAGACAACAUGCAAUUUUCUUUGAAAAUAAUGUUUUUUACAGUGGACAGGCUAGUAGAGCAUCCUGGUGGGGAUGGGGGUUAAGCUUAAAUACAUGGCAUUGGAGAAUAUUGCACUAAGCUGUAUAUUAGUUCACUUUGGAUAAAAUAUUGAAACACUUGGAGUGCAGUAAAUGGGCAAAUUGAGGUCACAUAGUUUACAGCAAAGUGCGAACUUGCAGAAAAUACCUUUUCUGCAAUUGCCAAUGCAAUGAAGUAUACCAACCAUUGUCUUAAAUGGUUUUCUUAUAUUCAAAAACUGCCACCAGUUUUGUACAUAGAAUAGAUUCUUGUUCAAAACAACGCCUCUCAUAGCUGGAUUUCUGACAUUUCAUCUUGGUAUCACUAACUGCUGUUUUCUUAAGCUGGAUGGUAGACUGUUCCUAUUUUUAUAUUUAACCUCUCAACAUUCUCCUCAUUUUGGUUGAAUUUCAAACAAAUAUACUUGUACAUUAUUCCUACUACACAAUUCUAGUGCUACAGUUGAGUCAUACCUAUUAGAAAAUAGCAAAGAAUUACCAAGAAGUAAAUGGUUGAGAAUAAUCUUGGUUAAAUGGGGUGUGACUUCUACAGUCUCUUUUUAAAUUUCUACAGGCAAAUAGGCAAGGCCUAAAAUAAAAUUAGAUGUAGAUGAUUGAAUAGGUCUCUUCCAUGCCAUAGUGCUGCCAGUCCCUGAGCAUGCUUUUAAAUGCUUUGCAAUAGCAAGUUUUCAUUGAUUUAAGUAUACAAAACUUAAAGCAUUUGAACUUCUUCAAAUUUAAAUAUUCUCUGAUGCUGUCAGAGCUCUGUCCUUGCUUAAAGUGGAACUCCUAUUCUCUUUACAAUUUUCACUUCAGCUACUGCAAUUAAAAUGAAACCUAGUAGAAAGUUUUAACCCAGGUAGUUACAGUCCAUUUUUUUCAGUUAGCAUUAAUUGAAGGGUCAUUUUAUGAUUAUCAAAGGUUCUGGGCUGUUGGUCAUACUGCUCAGGGUAGAAGAGGAGGUUAAAGCCUUGCCUUUAAUCCAUUAGCAGUCCAGAUAGGCAGAGAUGGCAUCAGCAAGGAAACCAUGACUGGAAUUAAAAAGGAUUAAGUGAAUGUACUUAAUGUAUCACAGGAACAUUUUUAUUCUAGUGCCAAGGUAAAUUUUGUGAUAAUCUAGAUUAACAGUCCUUUUGUAUCAACAUGCAGUAUAUUUUUUAGCUGUACAGUUUUUUAGUUAAUGUCAAAAUGUUCUGUCUUCAACUUCCUAAAUAAAGAGGGGUUCAACUGACUGGUUUUUUUUUAAAAUCCUGAAGCACUGCUUUAGGAAAUGAAAUUCUUUAAUGUAUGAGCUAAUGCCCAUGGUUUUCAAAAGUGACUCAUGACAUUUGACAAUGGAAGAUCAGUUAUCUUUAACAAGUAUCAAUUUGGGUGCUCAGAGCUCUAAUUACUUUGGAAAAUCUGGACCAGAAUUUUAAGAAGCUAUAAAGUUUAGCUCCACCUUUUUUUGAAAGGAUAAGAGAUUGCAGGAGAUACAUAACCUAAAAUAUGUCCCAAAUAAAACUGAUAGAAAAGGAUACUAACUCUGCUUGCUUUUGUCUGUCUGGUUACUGUGGUUGCUGCUGUGACUGUGAUGCUGCUUUCUCUUAGACACAAGGGCUGUGUCUACGCUGGCAAGUUA